CAAAUAUGAGCGGUGACAAACAGGACACAGCUGAAAACCCGUUGGAUGUUUUUACGAACAUUGACAAGGAGCCGAAAAAGUUGAGCAUCGAGAAGAUUUAUCAGAAGAAAAGCCAACUGGAACACAUCUUGUUGCGUCCGGACACCUAUAUCGGAUCGGUAGAACAUACUGAUAAAGCGCCGAUGUGGAUUUAUGAUGCGCAAGCAGAACGAAUUGUACAGCGUGAAAUCUCGUAUGUUCCGGGAUUGUACAAAAUCUUCGACGAAAUCCUGGUAAAUGCAGCAGACAACAAACAGCGGGACCCGAAAAUGAAUUUAAUCAAAAUUAAUAUUAACAAAGAAAAGAACGAGAUCAGCAUCUACAACAACGGCAAAGGCAUUCCAGUAGUGCUGCAUAAGGUGGAGCAAGUUUAUGUGCCCGAGCUCAUCUUUGGUACACUUCUCACAUCCUCGAAUUAUGAUGAUUCCGAGCGAAAAGUUACAGGUGGCCGUAAUGGAUAUGGUGCCAAGCUGUGCAAUAUAUUUAGCUCGGAAUUUACCGUCGAAACAUCCUCCAAAGAAUACGGCAAAUCAUUCAAACAGACAUGGAAGGACAACAUGACAAAAGACAAGGAUCCAUCUGUAACCAAAGCAACUGGCGAAGAUUUCACGCGAGUCAUCUUCAAACCGGAUCUGGCGAAAUUCAGAAUGAGCGAGCUGGACGAUGAUAUCGUGGCACUGAUGUCACGCCGAGCAUACGACGUAGCUGGCUCCACAAAAGGCGUCAAAGUGUAUCUGAACGGCAAAUUGCUCCCGGUACAAGGCUUCCGUCAGUACGUGGAUCAGUAUGCGAAACACAAUCUGGACAGUGAUGGCGAACCCUAUAAGGUAGCCUUUGAGCAAGUGAACGAGCGUUGGGAAGUGGCUAUGACUGUGUCGGAGAAAGGCUUUCAGCAGGUUUCAUUCGCCAAUUCUAUUGCAACCACGAAGGGUGGCCGUCACGUAGACUACGUGACCGAGCAAAUUACUGGAAAGCUAAUUGAUCUUAUCAAGAAGAAAGUGGGCAAAAGUGGUGGAAUCAAUGUGAAGCCAUUUCAAAUCAAAAAUCACAUGUGGGUGUUUGUAAAUGCGUUAAUUGAGAACCCGACGUUUGAUUCGCAAACCAAAGAAACGAUGACUUUGCAAGCGAAAAAUUUUGGC
Messenger RNA from Gongylonema pulchrum, 1178 nucleotides. NCBI's taxonomy places the organism in Eukaryota, Metazoa, Nematoda, Chromadorea, Rhabditida, Gongylonematidae. The record is from the annotation of a GenBank genome assembly.